This is a messenger RNA of Aphanomyces astaci, 702 nucleotides long. RefSeq lists its product as hypothetical. Bases 1 to 702 code for a protein of 233 amino acids. The transcript has a single exon. The record is from RefSeq and is a predicted model, not a curated record. Lineage: Eukaryota; Oomycota; Saprolegniomycetes; Saprolegniales; Verrucalvaceae.
AUGGCAACACCAACGAAGGCAGGCAAGUCCGCCAAGUGGACGGAUGAACUCGACGCUGAGUUUGUGGUCUUGUAUGCCGAAGCAGCAGCAAAGAGCGAAUACGUUGCAAGUGGUGGAAAGCAGCUCAAAUCCAAGGGAUGGUCCGAUAUCCUCGUGCGCCUUGGUGGGCGUGGCAACAUCACAAACGCGAGCCAACUGCAGUCAAGAUGGAAAAGGCUGAAGGAAGAUUACGUCGAUUACAAAUGGCUCAUGCUGAAGUUUUCGGGGGACGGCUUGGUUGGCGUGUCUGAAGAUACGUGGGCUGAGCUGGACAAGCACCCAAGAAGUAUGCCGUUGUCGCGCUUCCGGGAACGGCCAUUUCUCCACUAUGAUGCUAUCGCAGAGAUAGUAGGUGAUGCGAUGGCAACUGGGGAGUACAUUCGUGGAAUGCCCACGGCUGGAGCUGAGGUGGCUGCUUCGGGGGUCUUGGACAUGUCGGAACCGGAUGUGUUAUCGUUGUCCGCUGCCCAGAAGCGCAGGAAGCUAAUCAAUGACAGCAUGAAGCAAAAGCGCAUAAAAAGAGAUGAAGAGUCGGCUGCGUCAUUGGCGAUCAAGCAAAAGAAUAGUGACACGCUGGCAUCGAUGUGCACCACGAUGCAGAUGAUGACAAAGAUUUUGGCUGCUAAAAACAACCUCCAGCACUUACUUGAUAACGAUGAAUAG